Molecule: messenger RNA, 2925 nt
Organism: Misgurnus anguillicaudatus (oriental weatherfish)
Lineage: Eukaryota; Metazoa; Chordata; Actinopteri; Cypriniformes; Cobitidae
Source: RefSeq, a predicted model, not a curated record
AUGGGGAGGCGGCAGACCGUCUCCAUGGAAACGGAGUUACCGAGUUUUCACAGUGUGUCUACAAUCCACUUGAUCGUGUCUUCAUCACCGUCUUCUACAGACUUUGGUGGAGGUGUUGAAACGGUGGAUUUCCCCCUCCCUAUCACCACUGUCAGCAUCUCGACUUCAUCGUUGUUCGCCAGGUGCAUCGAUGUAGAAGAAGCUGGAAAAGUGGAUUUACCCCCAACUACCUUUCCGUACCCUGGACCGUUAUUUUUAUCAGACGACAUAAGCAGCGUUUGGUUACAAACAGAAGGAGACGAGGAGAGUGUUGUAGCUGCUGAAAACAACAUAGCAGCAAUGGAUUUUGUUCUUCCAAAUGGUGUGUUGUCUUCUGAGAUUGUUCAGCAUCCUGGACCCUCCUCAGAAGCCAUAAACAGUGUUUGUUUUGAAGAAGAAGGAGGAGACGAGAACGCUGAAAACAUCUCAUCAGGGAAAAAAACAGCAAAAUCCAUUAAAAGAAGAAUUGCAAAAUUUUUCUGUACAAUGGGGAAGAAGAUCAAGAGCCCUUUUGUUCACUGCUUCGGUAGGAACAAAGUGGAAUCUUUCGUACCCUCCCCAGAGCUGAAUCCGGGGAAGGCCAGUGAUGAUCUGGUCAAAUCAGAGAUGAAGUCCAGUUCCGGGAUGAAGGCUGAUGAUGAUAUUGUCCAUCCCGUGGCAAAGGCAGACUAUGAUCUGCUGAAUACUACAAAGCCUGAGGAUGUAUCGUCUGCCCCCCAGCAUUUCACUGGUACUUCUUCCGUCAGUAUUCCUCAGUUUGUCAUCCCGAGGGCAGAUACCAGUCUGCAUAUUGUGGAUUUUAGCGAAGACGAUUCAGUCGAUACUGUGCUGAAUGCUCGCACCAAUCCUGCCAAUCCCAAGCCAAAGAAGCCAACCUCAUCUACUACCGAUGAGGUGCUUGGGGCGAUUGGCUUUACCAGCAGGAUGUACCCAAAAAGCCACGAAUCUGAUGACAAACGGGGUUUCAUUAAUCCAUGUGAACCCAAGGAGAAGACGGACACCAUCCCUGGCAAUCCCAAGCCAAAGAAGCUAACCUCAUCUACUAGCGAUGAGAUGCUUGGGACGAGUGGCUUUACCAGCAGGAUGUACCAAAAAAGCCAUGAAUCUGAUGGCAAACAGGGUUUCAUUAAUCCAUGUGAACCCAAGGAGAAGACGGACACCAUCCCUGCGAAUCCCAAGCCAAAGAAGCUAACCUCAUCUACUAGCGAUGAGGUGCUUGGGGCGAUUGGCUUUACCAGCAGGAUGUACCCAAAAAGCCAUGAAUCUGAUGGCAAACAGGGUUUCAUUAAUCCAUGUGAACCCAAGGAGAAGACGGACACCAUCUCUGCCAAUCCCAAGCCAAAGAAGCUAACCUCAUCUACUAGCGAUGAGAUGCUUGGGGCGAUUGGCUUUACCAGCAAGGUGUACCAAGAAAGAGAAGACUCCGAUGGCAAACAGGUCGCCAUAAAGCAAGUUUGGGAAUGGAAACAUAAUCCUUACACUGAUAUUAAGGUUAACAACAAUUCAAAUGAUGCCAAUUUUAAGACUGGCACCAUUCCCAAGACAAAGGGUUUUAUUAAUCCAUAUGAACCCAAGGAGAAGAUGGACGCCAAACCCAAGCCAAAGAAGCCAACCUCAUCUACUAGCGAUGAGGUGGUUGGGGCGAUUGGCUUUACCAGCAAGGUGUACCAAGAAAGAGAAGACUCCAAUGGCAAACAGGUCAACAUCAAGCAAGUUUCAAAAUGGACCGGUAACCCUUGCAUUAAUAUUAAGGCUGACAAUAAUCCAGGCAAUGCCAAAUUAAAGACUGGCACCAUUCCCAAGGCAAAGGCUGGCACCGUUGUUGGCAAUCCAGUUCGAAAACCUAUUGCUAUUCCCUGUGGUAUCAUGGUGAAGGCAGACCCCAAACCUGCCAUCCCCAAAAAGACGGCUGUUUUUCAUGAGCGUGGUAAGAAGUUAAAGGCAGACCCCAAACCUGCCAUCCCCAAAAAGACGGCUGUUUUUCAUGAGCGUGAUAAGAAGGUGAAGGCAGACCCCAAACCUGCCAUCCCCAAAAAGACGGCUGUUUUUCAUAAUCGUGAUAAGAAGGUGAAGGCAGUAACCAAACCUGCCAUUCCAAAGAAGACAGCUGAUACCGAGGUGAAAGCAUAUAGCGAGGAGAUCAAUGCGGCACACAGAACCUUGUGUCAUGAUUAUUGUAUUGAUACAGAUAAUCCGCUUGGUAAAGGUAGCUUUGGCGCUGUGUUUCCGGGGACCAGUAAAGCCGAUGGCAAACCGGUUGCUAUCAAAUUUGUGAAACGAAGGCAACCAAACCGUUACUUUAUCAUGCCUGGAUCUGGAAUGGUUCUCACAGAACUAGUAGUGUUGCACACAUUAAAGGAGGAUCCAAACCCUCAUGUGAUCAAACUUUAUGACAGCUAUGAGGAUCCGGAUUACUUCAUACUCGUCAUGGAGCGGCCUGAUCCUUGCAUGACCUUGAAUGAGUUUAUUAAACUUCAACGAGGUCUGCUGGAAUCAACAGCACGCAUCCUAAUGCGUCAGGCAGUCAUGGCUGUAAAACAUUGCUUUAAGCAUGAGACUUUUCAUACUGACCUCCACGCUGGCAACUUCCUCGUGGAUAAAAACAACAUGCUGCUGAAGCUGAUCGACUUUGGGUGCUGUGACCGAUUAAGAGACACGGCCUAUGCAUAUGAAGAGUAUUUGGGGGCACCGGCUUAUCGGCCACCUGAGGUCCGCAACAGGGGCAGAUACCACGCCAUGUCAAGCAGUGUCUGGUCUCUGGGAACUCUGCUCUAUUAUAUGGUUAAUGUAAACUUGCCCUUUCCCAAAUAUGGGCCGGUAACUGAAGGCACAAUAAACCACGAGAAUGACUAUUUAACAAAGCGUAAGUAAACGGCACAAACACAA